GGCUUACAUUCAACCAAACUCCUCUUGGUUGAAUAGGUUUCAUAAAUGAACGUCACAGCUCCUCGUGUCGAUGCCUGUGGCCGGGCACAAGGCCUUAGCCGCAGCGGUCGCGUAGCACCUCUUGCUAUUCGCAGUCGUAGCCGGAGAUGCACUGUCAGUAUCGCAGCAGUUGCGGCGCCAGAGAAGACUGCGUCUGAUUACCAGCGCCCCGAUGCAACCGGUCGCUUUGGGAAGUUUGGUGGCAAGUAUGUGCCGGAGACGCUAAUUCCAGCUCUGGAGCAACUGGAGAUUGAUUACAAGGCUGCUAUCGCGGACCCAGCGUUCAAGGCUGAGAUGGACGCUAUCCUCAAGGACUACGUUGGUCGUGAGACGCCCUUAUACCAUGCAGUGCGUCUAUCGGAGCAGUACACAACUGCGGACGGCGGCAAAGCGGAAAUCUACCUAAAGCGGGAGGAUCUGAACCACACGGGCGCCCACAAAAUUAACAAUUCGCUGGGACAGGCGCUGCUAUGCAAGCGGUUGGGAAAGAAGCGUAUCAUUGCGGAGACGGGCGCUGGACAGCACGGCGUGGCGACGGCAACCGUCUGCGCCCGCCUGGGCCUCAAGUGCAUUGUGUACAUGGGUGCUAAGGACAUGGAGCGCCAGGCCCUGAACGUGUUCCGCAUGCGUCUGUGCGGUGCUGAGGUGCGCCCUGUGCACAGCGGCACAGCGACGCUGAAGGAUGCUACUAGCGAGGCCAUUCGCGACUGGGUCACCAAUGUGGAGACGACGCACUACAUCCUGGGCUCAGCCGCUGGGCCGCAUCCGUACCCCAUGAUGGUGCGCGAGUUCCAGUCGGUCAUCGGGCGCGAGACGCGGCAGCAAUGCAUGGAGAAGUGGGGCGGGCUGCCGGACGUUGUAAUGGCGUGCGUGGGCGGCGGCUCCAACGCCAUCGGCAUCUUUCACGAGUUCAUUGAUGAGCCCACCGUGCGGCUGGUGGGUGUGGAGGCGGGUGGCGAGGGCGUGGACACCAACAAGCACGCCGCCACGCUGACCAAGGGCUCCCCCGGCGUGCUGCACGGCAGCUACAGCUACCUACUGCAGGAUGAUGAUGGCCAGAUCAUUGACCCACACUCCGUCAGUGCGGGCCUGGACUACCCAGGCAUUGGCCCCGAGCACUCCUUCCUGAAGGACGUGGGCCGUGCCGAGUACCACGCCAUCACGGACUCGGAGGCGCUGGAGGGCUUCCAGCUGCUAAGCAGGUUGGAAGGCAUCAUCCCGGCGCUGGAGACCAGCCACGCCAUCGCCUACCUGCCCAAGCUGGUGUCCACGCUCAAGAACGGCACGCGUGUGGUGAUCAACUGCUCAGGCCGUGGCGACAAGGACGUCAACAACGCCAUGAAGUACCUGGAUAUGUAAGGGUGGCAUGUAGUUGAAUGAUGGUUGUGGGGUUGUGGGUGGUUGAGGAGUGGGGGACGAGGAGUACAGUGAAGCGCAGUAGCGGAGGGGGCUUCGUAGAGAAGGGUUGGGCGGUAUUAACGGAUGAGGUGUGGGGCCUGCGUGCGGGCGAGCGCGCAAAUUGGCAAGAGUGUGGACGGCCGUUGGCUGCAAAGCUUAAGGCCGUCCUGCGAUGGGUGGGCGCUUAGACUUGCUAAGCUGUGUCAUGCCAACAACGGCAACAGGUGACCAGAUUUCCUUUGGCUAGUACCAAGAGUGGAGAGCGAGAGUGGCCCUCACGGACCCUAGCUUAGUGUUUCGGAGGCUCCAAGGAAGAACGGUUGCUUUCAAUAAAAUUGCAUAUUGACAUAUGCCUUUAUUCAAAAAGCUGUGUUACGCACUUAGACGUCGUCUCCUAUUUUUGUAAAAAGACGAGGCGCGCAUGCAAUUUCCCAAGGCGACAUAAGCGAGCGACUAACAUUUGUUCAGCCCUUCUCUGUAUGCUUUUGGCAUAUGUAAUACGCAGCACUGGAUUGGUAUCCCUCGUUUCUGGUCGGAAAAGGGAUAGCCGCCAGCGGUUAACCAGCCCAAGCCCCGAAUGCUGCCGUCUUCGCCAAUUUAAAGCAGCUACUAGCCCAAUUUUACCAACUGGUUACAACUGUCGACGCAGCCAGACAGUUGGCGCUUUUGCGCCAGACGGCAUUGGCGAACAUGGCGGAGGAUGGGAUGCUGACGAGCUUGGAAGAGCCUUACAAGUACCUCCGCCAGCUGCACGGGCUUUGGCCAGAGCUUUGCAGGAGGUUGGCCGGUUGCCCCAAGGGGUUACAGCACAGGAUGUUGGAAAGCGAUGUCGCAUCCUUCAGCAGGACCUUGGGCUUAACUCAACACAGGUCGCCCGUAUGCUUUCCCUCCAGCCCAAGCUGCUUUCCUGCCCCACAGCAACCCUCCGCGCCUGCGCCGUGCAGCUCGCUGCCGGGCUCAGCAGCAACGCCGCAGUGCCAGCUGCGGCGGCUCGAAGCGGGAGGGCCUCCUCGGCGCCUGCCAUGCAGCCGAGGCCCCAGAGCUACGGACCGGCAGGGGGAGGCAGCCAAAGCAGCCGAACUAACCAACCAACAGCGGCGGCUGAGAUGCCGUCUCCUAGAGUCCGCAGUCCUGAUCCGCGGCUUUUGCAGCCGGUGCCCAGGAGGGUACGGCAGGAGGACCUCCAGGAGACGACCAUGGCGGGGCCGACUGCAGGGGACAACAUGGACGCAGCACCUCAGGCACGGCACGCUCCUGCCCAGCGGCGGGCAGGCAGCGACGGCGGCGGCGGCAGCAGCAAGGUCCCUGGCUCGGACACCUCUGCCGCCGUCUCAGCGGCGGAGGCCAUAGCCAUCAUCGCCCGGCAGCCAGCGCUGCUGGGGCUCUCACUGGAGCGGCUGUGCGCCCUGUGUCACGAGAUGGCCCGGCUGCUGGGUACGACACCGUACGAAGCCUGCAUGUGCCUCACGCGCCUGCGGCCUCACGAGCUGGAGCAGGUGCUGCAGGCUCCGCUGCCCAAGAUGCGCAACGUGUGGCGGGGGCUGGUGGCGGCGCUGGCCUCCCUGGAGCAGCUGCAGAACGGGCCCGGGCAGCAGAUGCAGCACUCACCCGUGGUUGCUACCUCGGCCACCGGAAUGCCUUCUGACGAUGGGGAUGACGGUGGUGGUCCUGGGGAGCGGCAGGAGCAGGUACAGCAGCAGCAGAGGCAGGGGCAGCAGCAGCAACAUGUGGGGCAGUUUGGCCAGGUGGCACGACCGCAGCCGGCCUUCCGGCCCAAUCUCUCGCCCAUCUCCACACGUGGCCCCGAAUGCGCCGUACAGCGCAUGGUGCUACUGUGCCCUCAGUUACUGUUCAUGCCGCCCGAUGGGGUGCGCGCAUCCGCACGUCACCUUGGCGCCUUGCUGCGCCUUCCCUUCCCCCGCCUGCGCCACCUCCUGGUGCGCAGUCCCCGGCUGCUGCUGCUGCCUCCGCGCCACCGCAUCCAAACCAUGCGCGCGCUCACAGCGGAGCUGGGACUGCGUGACCCACAUCACGCAGCGCGGCU
This is a messenger RNA of Astrephomene gubernaculifera, 3481 nucleotides long. Lineage: Eukaryota; Viridiplantae; Chlorophyta; Chlorophyceae; Chlamydomonadales; Astrephomenaceae. The record is from the annotation of a GenBank genome assembly.